Messenger RNA from Impatiens glandulifera, 1088 nucleotides. Its product is annotated as probable dolichyl-diphosphooligosaccharide--protein glycosyltransferase subunit 3B. Gene Ontology annotation, cellular component: oligosaccharyltransferase complex. Lineage: Eukaryota; Viridiplantae; Streptophyta; Magnoliopsida; Ericales; Balsaminaceae. The record is from RefSeq and is a predicted model, not a curated record. Bases 1 to 1035 code for a protein of 344 amino acids. The transcript has a single exon.
AUGGCGAUCUCUUCUUCUUCAUCAACAUCCUUCGCCAUUAUUAUUAUCCUCCUAACAAUCACUCUUUCUGUUUCCUCCGAUUCCGAUCUCACAGCAGAACUCCACGCCCUACAAUCACAAUCACCAUCCGGCGUAAUCCGUCUCAACCAAAACCUAAUCUCCCAAUUCCUUUCUUCCCCAAAACCUCCCCGACCAUUCAAUCUCCUCAUAUUCUUCGACGCCGUCCAGCUUCACAACAAACCAGAGCUCAAUCUCCGGCGUCUCCGUUCCGAAUUCUCCCUUCUCGCUUCCUCCUUCAUCGCCAACAAUCCAAACCAAUUCAAUUCCAAAUCCAAACUCUUCUUCUGCGACGUAGAAUACACAGAAUCUCCUACCACAUUCGACAUACUAGGUGUCAUUUCAAUUCCCCACAUCCGCUUAAUCCCCGCCGCCGCCGUAAACCUAAAGAACGAUUCAACCCAAUUCGAUUCCGGCGAUUCAACCCAAGUCGCGGAAUCCAUGGCCGAAACAAUCAAAACCCAAAUAAAUCUAUCAGUCGGCCCAAUCCAUCGCCCCCCAUUUCUUUCCAAGAACCAAAUAAUCCUAAUCACUGUUGCAUCACUGAUUUGGGUUCCAUUUGUUGUGAAAAAAUUGAUUGCAGGGGAGACGAUUUUGCAUGAUCGAAGAGUGUGGCUUGCUGGAGCAGUGUUUGUGUACUUCUUUAGCGUUUCAGGGAUAAUGUACAAUGUAAUUCGAAAGACACCAUUGUUUUUAACUAACAAGACGAAUCCGUCUAUGAUUAGUUUCUUUUAUAAAGGUUCGGGGAUACAGCUUGGUGCAGAGGGAUUUGCUAUUGGAUCUUUGUACACGAUUGUGGGUUUGUUGGUUGCUUUAGUGACUCAUGUUGUUGUGAAAGUGAAGGAUGUUAAUCUGCAGAGGUUUGUGAUGUUGACAUGUCUGUUUAUUUGUUUCUGGGCAGUGAAGAAAGUUGUGUUUUUGGAUAAUUGGAAGACUGGAUAUGGAAUUCACAUGUAUUGGCCUUCAAGUUGGAGGUGAAGUCAAGAAUUACUAAGCUUCUUCAAUUCAUUCUUUCAUUCUUUUGUUAUUGA